AUGGGAAGCAUCACUUCAUACUUUAGCAGACCUGAACAAGCUGCAUCAGAUAAGGCAAGAUUCUAAUAGAUAAUCUCUGACGACAAACCAGCAACAAUAAUAACAGAGACCUAGACCACUACGACUACUGUAGACCCUAUAACCAAUGUACCUAAUCCCGAAAUUACCACAACUAAUGUUGAAGUUUUUGAGAAGCCAGUGACUAAUACUCUCUUGAAGAAGCUCAAGAAUAAAAUUUACAAAAACGACAAGGAAUAUGUUGGUGAUCCUGAGAGAGAAAUCAAAUUGGCUGGAGUUGAGUAGGAAAGAGUCGAAGUCUUCCACAAUAACAGAUUAGAAAGUAUUACUGAAAGAGAAAUGAAUAUGAUUCUUACUCAGUGA
Molecule: messenger RNA, 381 nt
Organism: Stylonychia lemnae
Lineage: Eukaryota; Ciliophora; Spirotrichea; Sporadotrichida; Oxytrichidae
Source: the annotation of a GenBank genome assembly